Molecule: messenger RNA, 765 nt
Organism: Glycine soja
Lineage: Eukaryota; Viridiplantae; Streptophyta; Magnoliopsida; Fabales; Fabaceae
Product: MATH domain and coiled-coil domain-containing protein At3g58270-like
Exons: 1
Coding region: 1-765 (254 amino acids)
Molecular function (GO): protein binding
Source: RefSeq, a predicted model, not a curated record
AUGUCAGAAACUACAAAACAGUUCAAUGCAACAGAAAUUGCUUGGGGUUUUCCAAAAUUCAUACACUUAGAUGAACUUAAUGACUCUAGCAGUGGGUUUAUGGUGAAUGAUACUUGUAUAAUUGAAGUUCAGAUUUUGGUCAGCAAGUCAGAACAGGAGAAUCAAGUAGAUCAACAAGUUAACAAGAUUGAUGAUAAUCAUGAUAUUGAUAAGCCUAUUAAACACACAGAUAUCUUCUUACCCAAGGAAACGUUCCCAACCUCAUUUGGUGAGCUAGUUGAUUUCCAAGGCUUAGGGAAAAUAGAACAAGCUUUUGUUCCAUUGUUAGAAGAAGUAUUUUCUCGACAUCCCUCACUCAUUGAUUGUCAGCAAAAAAGAAGUGGCAGGUUUGUUGAAUGGGCAUUCACAGCUUUGGGUCGAGUUUUACAUUUUCUCAAGACUAAAAAGGUGAAAGAUAUGGAUGGUGAUGCUUGCAAUAAUCUUCAAAUUUUUUGGGAGGAAUUGAAGAUGUUUAGAUUUGAUUUGACUUGGCUGGAACCUCAUGUUCAAUCUGCCUUGGCUAUGAAAACUUGUAUUGAGAGAGCUGUUCGGGUGAAAAGGACGAGGGAGGAUGUGACUGCUUUAGAGAUGGAAACAAAGAGGUUGAAGGCAAAGAUGAUUCAAGCAGAGGUAGAUCUUGAAAUAGCAAGAAGAGACUUCGUGAAAGCAAAAGAAGGCUUUGAAGAGUGCGAUUUGGAUGCUGAACUAGGCUAUGGAGAACCAUAA